CACGAUGCCACCGAGACUCAGAAAUAGACCAGGAAUCCCGAAAAGACAGCUUGGAAAACGGAUCAGGCAACGGGAUUAUUCAUCUUCUGGAACGCCCAUUCCAAGCAAAGCAGGCUAACUUUUGGUGUGAAAGGUCGGCCAGUGCAAUGAGAGAAGCCAUCCAACCAACUUCCUGGAUUUCCACAUCCUCAAUAAACUGCACGGUUCGCACCAGUUUUAGUAACCAGCAACUAACUGAGCUCGAGAAAGAAUUUCACUUUAGUCGCUAUCUUACAAAGAGCCGCAGACUGGAAAUAGCGGCUGAACUAAGCCUCUCCGAGUCACAGGUGAAAAUAUGGUUUCAGAAUCGGAGGAUGAAGCAGAAGAAGCGAAUGAAAGAAAAGAUGAGUCAACAAACUGUCGUUACUUUGAUGCGAAACAACAUGAAUUAA
Molecule: messenger RNA, 431 nt
Organism: Dibothriocephalus latus
Lineage: Eukaryota; Metazoa; Platyhelminthes; Cestoda; Diphyllobothriidea; Diphyllobothriidae
Source: the annotation of a GenBank genome assembly